AUGCAGCACCGACCGGAAACCAAAUAUUAUUAUAUGGGUUAUUACAUUAGUACUUGUCCGAAAAUGCGCUAUAAAGGAUCAUUCCGACCGAGCGAACUGCUCUGCGAUCGGACUUUUCAAUGGGUGCCUCUGGAUGUUUGUGAUCGGAUGUUGCAGGAUAAUGACAAUAAAUUCACCGUGUUCUUACCGAAUUUACCGCCAGCUGUGAUGCAAACACGGGAUCAACUGAUCUUGUUAAUUGAUGGAAAAGUUGUGCUGUAUGCUGAUAUUGAGGAAAUGAUGCCGUCUCUUCAUGAAUUAGCCAAUUCAGAAGCAGUACGGAAUAAAUUGGAUGCUUUCGCUAGUCGCAUAGGAUGUGAUAUGACCAAGCUUGUCAUCUACCUGUCGGAUUUGCAGGGUAUCGACAUGGAGUAG
Messenger RNA from Ostertagia ostertagi, 414 nucleotides. Lineage: Eukaryota; Metazoa; Nematoda; Chromadorea; Rhabditida; Trichostrongylidae. The record is from the annotation of a GenBank genome assembly.